This is a messenger RNA of Phoenix dactylifera (date palm), 1410 nucleotides long. RefSeq names its product transcription factor Pur-alpha 1-like. Lineage: Eukaryota; Viridiplantae; Streptophyta; Magnoliopsida; Arecales; Arecaceae. Gene Ontology annotation, biological process: regulation of transcription by RNA polymerase II. Gene Ontology annotation, cellular component: nucleus. The record is from RefSeq and is a predicted model, not a curated record. Gene Ontology annotation, molecular function: purine-rich negative regulatory element binding; RNA polymerase II transcription regulatory region sequence-specific DNA binding; DNA-binding transcription factor activity, RNA polymerase II-specific.
CUCCCUCGAGCUGAAAAAAAAAAAAACACCGCCUCCUUCGGGAGGGUUAGCAAGAGAGCGAGGAGACGGUUAAAAAAGGGGGCGAAACGAGUGUGAACGAUGGCCUCCGCUCAAACUCCAUGGCACCAACCCCCUCCCCCAACCCUAGCCGUAAUCGUAAUUCCCAUCACCAUCAGCGGAAUGCCUCGGCCCGAAAACCUAAUUAGCCUUCCCAUCCCAAUUCCUUGGCGUGGUCUUUGAGAUUUUCAUCUCGGUUUUUUUUUUUGUUCUUUGAGGGUUUGGAGCUAGGGUGAGGGGCUCUUGGAGUAAGAGGGGAUGAUGGAGGGGGCUUCCGGGGGGAACGACGUGGAGCUGGUGUGCAAGACGCUCCAGUUCGAGCACAAGCUCUUCUACUUCGAUCUGAAGGAGAACCCCCGUGGGAGGUACCUCAAGAUCUCCGAGAAGACCUCGGCCGCCAGAUCCACCAUCAUCGUGCCCUUGAACGGCAUCGUCUGGUUCGUUGAUAUCUUUACUUACUACGUUAAUACUGAUGAGCGGAAUGCCUUUAGCAAGGAGCUGAAUCUUGAUACCAAGGUAUUCUAUUUUGACAUUGGAGAGAAUAAAAGAGGGCGCUUUUUGAAGAUUUCAGAAGCUUCUGUUGGCAGAAAUCGUAGUACAAUAAUCGUUCCUGCGGGAAGCUUGGGAGAAGAAGGAUGGGCUGCAUUUAGGAACAUUUUGCUAGAGAUAAAUGAUGAAGCUUCACGGCUUUUCAUUGUACCCAAUCAGCAACAUAUGGAAACUUCGGAGCAUCUUCAAGGGCUUUCAGAUAAUGUGGGUGCUGGAUUUAUUUCAGGCCAUAGUGCCCAAUCAGUUGCAUGGUCUGAUAUGAAUCUUGAUAGAUUAGUUGAGCUGCCCCCGCAGGGUGAAAUUGGAAGCUUGGGGCUAUCAAAAGUAAUCAGAGCUGAUCAGAAACGAUUUUCCUUUGACUUGGGAAGCAACAACAGGGGUCAUUUCCUGAGGAUAUCUGAGGUUGCUGGGGCAGAUCGUUCAUCUAUAAUCCUUCCCUUGUCUGGGUUGAAGCAGUUUUACGAAACAAUCGGCCAUUUUGUGGAAAUAACCAAAGACAGACUUGAAGAAGGAAUAACAGGUCCAAACAUUCGGACGGUAGAGCCUGCGUGAGACGAUCGGAUGAGUUUGGUCAGCUUUUGGUUCUCUAUUCAUUCGCUGGUAUAUUGAUUAAGUGCAUUAUGUAGAACAUGCUCUUGUUAUUUUCUUCCUCAUCCUGUCCGGUGGGUAAUAAUCGCAUUUCUCUACUCGAUGCUAGAGAAUAUCGAGUCUUUUGGAAAGUUUGUAACCCUGGGAAUAAUAGAGGACAUAAUAUCUUGUAACUUGUGCUUCUAGCGGUAAAAAAUGUGUACUUGCGUUGCGGAA